AGGAUUUCAUCAUUUCGGUGGUCGAAAGUUCUAACUACUGAAGCUUAUUGUAGAAUCAGGUUGGUGAGAACUUAGAAGAAGGGUGAGAGCAAGUCCUUGUAGCGGGUCUUCGAUCGGGACUCUCGCAUCAUGUAUUGAAUCCCAUGCUGUGGCGUACAUUAGUUUUUCAUGGGGUCCCACUUCAAAGCCCGUGGGGGUCACAUUGCAGCUUCGCUAUCGAAAUGCGGCAUCUGAGCAUUCACACGAGCGGCUCAUCGUACGGAGUGGGAAGGAGCGUGGAGCCCCAAUUGAUCAAGACCUUUGAGCAAUAAGCUCUUUCUACCUCAAUUCGCCGAGUCCGAGUCGAGAAUUCUCAAUGAGUUUAAUCCUUCACGGUCACACCGCCGCUUAUAUGCAUUUUUUGAUCACAGCAGCUGACCUUCUUUGAAAUCCAAGCAAUUCUGUUGUAACUUGAAAUCCGGAAGAUGCAAUCGGGUUUCCGGUCGAAGCCGUGUUACUACGGGGCUCAAGGAUGGAAUUCCUAUUGAUGUUCCACUCGAGGGCUUUUUGAUGAUUCUAUGACAAACGCUUAAGGCAAUUAUCAUGCAUGUUUCAAGUAUGGGGGAACCCAUGUUACAAAGUAUAAUAUGAGGGGUAAAAGGGAGCAGGCUUCAUGAACAAGUACGGAUUUAUACAUGGCUAAGAUCAACAUCGAGCUAGUAUACAAGGAUGCCAACGAGCAUGAAAAUACCUUCAUGUUUCAUGUUUUGGGACAUAUCUCGGCUCAAGGGACGGCAAACAAGGAAUAAAGCUCAUGGGGGGCAAUCUCACAUGAUUUACGUUAAACCACAAUCCCCCACCUUCCUCCUGAGGUACUUGUUUCCCCACGAGCUUCUAUUUGGGUAAUUUCUUAGCUCUCUCUCUCUCUCGAGAUGGGGUAUCAAAUUCCCAUUUUUGGGAAACCCAAUGUUUUACCGCAUUUGGCAAUGUCGACAAAUUGCACAAGUUUUGAUCUUCCAUGUUGGCUCAAUGUUCGAGACGAAUCUCUAAUUUUUGGGAGUUGUUUUCUCGACAUGCAACAGCCAACCGAGCACCAAUUUAUCAUCUCUCAAUAUAUAAACCUCACAGAAAGCUCUAGUAGUAACUUCUGGACAGUAGGCAAUGAGUGCCCAAUCAAUUAUAACAUAAUCAACCCCUCCUUCCCAUGUCCUUCAAGCAGGAACGUUCAUUAUGCAGGACAGCAAAAUGUGGGGUAAUAGUCAGUCGUCAUGUCCCGUCAGUGUUAUUAUCCGAUAACGCAAUUCCAUAUCAGUGACAUACACAAAGAUAAAGUUACUUCUCAGCUUCUUGAUACCUCAUGCUUUCUCGUUGCAACCUUGUUUUGAGAUCUAAUUCGACUUUUCUUCCUUCUUCAAAGUUCUUAGCGAAUAGCCUUCUAGUAAAAAACGGACACAAUUACCAUAAAAUGGCGUCAAUCAUGCAAGAAGCAAAUCGUUUGAGAAGGGUGAUGGGGGAGGGCAAGGGACCGGCGACGGGCUGUUGGCAGAUGAUUCCAGGGGCCAACGUUUCGAGGACUUUGGCGAGGACAGGUGUUGAUUGGGUUUUGGUGGAUUGCGAGCAUGGGAAUAUAGACGAUGCCGCAAUGCAUGAUGCAGUUCCAGCAAUUGCUGCGUGCGGGGUGAGUCCGAUAGUUAGAAUUCCAGAUAAUCAAGGAUGGAUGGUUAAGCGUAAGUCAUCAAGACGCAUUGCAGGGCUUUGGACUGUGGUGCGCAUGGUGUACUUGUACCUCUCCUAUACAACAGCCGAGGGAGCUGAACAGCUCGUGAAAAGUGCUAAGUUUCCGCCUCAAGGUCAAAGAGGUUUUGGAUCACCUUUUCCUCAUGAACGCUUCAACCCCGAAUUGAACUCUGAUGCAUAUCUGAAGCAAGCCAAUGAGAGUAUUCUGACCAUGGUACAAAUCGAAACCAAGGAAGCGUUGGAGAAUGUCGAUGCCAUUGCUGCUGUUCCUGGUAUUGAUGUUCUUUUCAUUGGUCCUUUCGACCUUGGCAACAACAUUGGCCAUCCCAUCGUUGCAGGACAAAUACACGAGAACCUUCAUGCUGCAAUUUCAAAGAUCUUGAAGGCGGCAAACACAGCUGGAAAAAAGGCCGGUAUCUUUUGUACGAGUGGAGAACAAGCGAAAGGGUACGCAGAUCAGGGGUUUCACAUGAUGAGUGUUGCAACAGAUAUGCAUAUUUUACCACAGGGUGUAAUCGCUGCCGUGAACAAGGCAAAGGGUCAAGAAGAUGGCCCCAAAUUGACUGGUCCUUACGGCCGAUAGACCGAUGAUUGGUGUACAUAUACUUAAUCAGAACCGUGCGAAGAGGCCUUCGGGUAUUAGAAUAGAUUGUAGAGGUACAGUUUCGGCAGAUAUCAAACAGAGCUUUUCCCUUCCACUUCAUCCAUCUUUGCCUUGACUUCCUCCUCGGUAAAUCUAUGCAUCAGCUUUCUUGCUUUAGAUGCCAAUUCGGACUGUUCCUCCCCAGCAUCCUCCCUGCUAACAUGAAUCACAGGUGUAUCAAAUUCGUAUAAAUCCUUCCAGUGCUUUUGUCCAUCUUCCAUGACCGCAAUCUCUCUAUAUACAAAUGGUCUUGUGUCUCGAACUUUAAAUAAUGUAUCUUUGGCGUUGGUACAGAGUGAACAAUUAGCUCUUGUGAAAAGCGUGAUUCGACAUGCUUGGAGUAAUCGUUUUGUUGGAAACAUAUCGAUUUAAGAUGCCAAUUUCUUAUAUUUCAAAGAUCUCUUGAUAUGAGCCUCCAGAUCAGUUUGAUAAUAGCUCAAUAAGGAUG
This is a messenger RNA of Botrytis porri, 2807 nucleotides long. RefSeq lists its product as uncharacterized. The transcript has 6 exons. Lineage: Eukaryota; Fungi; Ascomycota; Leotiomycetes; Helotiales; Sclerotiniaceae. Bases 1337 to 2299 code for a protein of 320 amino acids. The record is from RefSeq and is a predicted model, not a curated record. Gene Ontology annotation, cellular component: cytoplasm. Gene Ontology annotation, molecular function: aldehyde-lyase activity.